Ctenocephalides felis (cat flea) is the source of this 1931-nucleotide messenger RNA. RefSeq lists its product as uncharacterized. Bases 206 to 1657 code for a protein of 483 amino acids. Lineage: Eukaryota; Metazoa; Arthropoda; Insecta; Siphonaptera; Pulicidae. The transcript has 11 exons. The record is from RefSeq and is a predicted model, not a curated record.
GUUUGUGUAAAAGAUACAAGUAUACGAAUUGUCCAGUUUGUUAAUAUAUAAAAGGAAAAGUAUACAAGUCGCUGUGCGAAAUCUGCAAAACGCCGCGUGUGGUUGUCGUCCGGCGGCCAGGCGCUCCUGGCUAAGCUUACGAUUCGUCGCGAUACACUAAAGAAGCAGAAAAUUCUUGGAUAAUUUGUAAAUAAAUUAAUACAGAAUGUCUUCAAGAAGUAGAAACUCUGGAAGCAUGUCUUCAAAGGUUCCAUCCUCUGCUCGAUUGCGAAUGGAUAGAAAUCCUGUACAUGCAAGAAUCAAUGAUCCAAGUCUUCCAGCAACAAAACGUAGAGAAAUUGACAAUGUAAUAAGAAAAGCCAGAGCAUCUUCUUCAAAUGGACAAUGGGAUAAAAAAGUGAUUGAAGCUGAGGAACGUGAUCCAAAUAGGUGGCGCCAUACAGGAUACAAAAAGCUUUAUGUAGAUGGUGAUUCUAGUUCCGAUGAUUCCGUGCGUCACAGGUCACGCAGCAGAUCGCGCUCCAGGGGCCGACUUCGUUCUCCGAUCCAGCAGAGAAGGAGGACACCGCCUGCAUCACCGAUCAAAUCGAAGGAUUCGCGUGCGGCUGUCGCCAAGACUGACCAUCGGAGCAGAACGCAGCCCAGCAAGAGCAGGAGGCCUGCAUCUCCGAUAAGAAAUGCAAAGUCUCCAUCACGCAGUACUUUAAGUAGCUGUUCAGAUGAUUCUUGUUCUGUUUGCACCCCAAAAGCAAGAAGAAAUCGCAGAUCAAGGUCACGAUCAUAUUCAGUACCGCAUACAAAAUCUCACGCUUCUCAUGCUUCAGUAAAAUCAAAAGUACCUGCUUCUCGACCCAGACCUGCCAGUCCACCUCCAAAGUUUGCAGCUAAAACUAAGAGACGCCCAGAAAAGAGUGUAUCCGCAGUGAAAAGUCAUGGCAUAAGGGCAUCUACAGCAAAAGUAUCAUCCAGACUUCGUGUUGUUCCUCCAGAAAUACCUCACCAACCAACUAUAGUGACCAAGCGCAGAGUUCCAUCUGAUAUAAUACAUUCCAAAUCAUCUAAACCUGUUUUAAGGUCUCCUACAGAACCUAAAAAAGCUGAUAAAAUGAGGAUGCAGAUUCAUGUGAAACAAGAGCAUCCAUCAGGAAGUCACAGACAUGCAUCUCCUGCAGACAGCAGUGCAGGCUCCGACAGUUCUGAUUCAAUAACAUCAUGUCCAACAGCUUCAACUGCUAUCACCUUAUCUGAGAGGUUUGGUAAGAUGGCUCAAUUUGCAAUUGAUCGGCGUGAUAUAGAAAAUAUGAGAAUCACCAAAGACUCGGCUGGAGGAGAUCUGAAAGUUAUGAUUGAGGAUAAUUUCCGUGCUAAUUCUCCAAGAAGAUAUGGUUCUCCAGCCCCACCAGGGCAUUAUCCGGAUGAACUUGCUACUACUGGUCCUAUGGGCCUAUCUUCAUGGGAUGAUGUUAGGGUUCGUUAUGAAUACUACAAAGGACGUGGAUAUUUGAGGGAUUUAAACCUAGAAGAUUAUGUCAAGUGGGAAGAAUGGUGGUAUCGAUAUCAAGAUUGGCUUAAACAAGAACGAUAUUAUGAACACUGGCAGAGACAGGCACCACGCAGAAGACGCAAGCGUGUUCCUAUAUCUCAAAGGCUACAUUAGAUCUCUAUAUUGUUGUAAACCAUAGAUAUUUAAUUUAUAGAUUAUAUAGUUCAGUUUAUUAAGAAUUUAGGGACUAGCAAGGUUUUGACAUAAUGCUUUAUUGACGAUGGCAUAAGUUGUUACAAACUCUGAUGGGUGCUUUGAUAUUUUGCUGAAUAUUUUCAGUUUUUAUAGAGUAAUGAUAAAAGGUAAGAUGCGUCUUGUUACUAUAGUGAAUUUUAAUAUUAUGUAAUGAUUAAUUUGACUAAUAACACGUUUUAAUGAUUUAAAAAAA